GAAACCUCAUGAAUAUGACCUUCUCAAUAAUGUCCACAUGAAUUCGGCCUACUUCACAGAACAUCCAUGUAAACAGACAGAAUUUAACAAACUCUAUCAAUACAGCAAACCACAGAAACAAGAAACCCCCCGUUUGUGAGCUGAACUGAAGACUUUGAUGCAACUGUCUUCCAUUACCAUGGCCUCCUCUUUGUCACAAAUUUCUUGGCCAGAAUCUUCAGCAGAGUACCUAGACCCGGGAUCAUCUUCGAUUGACCCCCUUCUCCAUUUGAACUGCUUGCUUCAGAGUUUUAUUUUGUACUCUGAGAAAACGCAUCGUCAAACCAGGACGGUGUCAGCCAGGAAAGACAAUAGUAUCUCUUUUUCCUGUUUUUCUUUGGUUGCCAAAAUAUGACUGGAAGGGAAACAUUGUCAGUGAUAUAGUGUCAGGUUUUACAGUGGCCAUCAUGCAUAUACCACAAGGAAUGGCAUAUGCACUGCUUGGAGGGGUGCCUCCAAUUAUUGGUAUGUACAUGGCAUUCUUUCCUGUCCUCCUGUAUGUACUCAUGGGAACAUCACGCCAUGUCUCAAUGGGUACAUUUGCAGUAGUGUGCAUGAUGGCCAGCAAAUCUGUGCUCACGUACUCAGUCAAUGAGCCUCCUGCUCCGGCAGUACAGUUCAUGAACUUCACUGAGCUGAACAAUACAGAUCCAGCGGUAGUGCCUGCCAAUAUUAACUCAACAGGCUAUACUCCAGUUCAAGUUGCAACAGCAGUGUGUUUUGUUGUUGGUGUGUGGCAGGUUAUACUCGGGGUGUGCAGACUAGGUGUGCUGAGUGUGCUUCUAUCUGACACACUGGUCUCUGGCUUCACAACGGGAGCAGCAGUGCAUGUACUUACGUCACAAGUGAAGAACUUGUUGGGUGUAAAGGUGCCACAACACAGGGGCCCUCUCAAGGUUAUAUAUACAUACAUUGACAUAUUCAAGAAUAUUGGCCAAUCAAAUCCAGUGGCAAUUGGCAUCUCAGCAGUAUCCAUAGGUGUUCUGAGCUUAUACAAUGAAGUAAUCAAACCUCAAAUUGGCAAGAAGUUGCCUGUUCCACUCCCUGUUGAACUCAUGGCAGUGAUUGCUGGAACAUUAGUGUCCAUGUACUGCAACCUCAGUGCCAAUUAUAAGAUUACUGUUGUAGGGGAAGUACCAACAGGACUUCCAGAACCAGUUGCACCACCAUUUGCCUUGAUACCAAAUUUAUUGGUAGAUGGCUUAGUCAUAGCAAUUGUCGCCUUUUCUGUAAAUAUGUCUAUGGCUUCCAUAUUUGCUCGAAAGCUGAAUUACAGUGUUGAUGCCAACCAAGAACUUCUUGCAUCAGGGGCUUCCAAUAUUCUUGGGUCAUUCUUUUCGUGCCUUCCAUUUUCUGCAUCAUUAUCAAGAAGUUUGAUCCAGCAGACAGUGGGUGGAAAAACACAACUUGCCAGUGUGGUGUCCUGUCUUCUGUUGCUGCUUGUCUUACUGCUUAUUGGACCAUUCUUUGAGCCUCUUCCAAAUUCUGUGUUGGCAUCAAUAGUGGUGGUGGCAUUGAAAGGAAUGUUUAUGCAGCUGAAAGAUUUGCCAAUGGCCUGGAGACAGUCCCCAUUUGAUGGCAUGAUUUGGCUCACCACUUUCCUAGCUGUGGUCCUGCUUGAUAUUGAUUAUGGACUGGGACUGGGUGUAGCACUUUCACUGAUCUGUGUGCUAAUCAUGGGGCAGAGACCUAAAGUUUGUCGGCUUGGUCAAGUGCCAAAUACUCAGAUCUACCUUGACAUAAAUCGCUACCAAGCUGCCUCAGAAAUCCCAGGAAUUCGCAUAAUUCAAGUGGCUGGAGGUUUGCAUUUUGCAAACAAAGACCAUGUUCGGAGGAAAGUGAAUAGAGUGAUUGGAGAUAUGUCAGAGAAAACAACUGUGGACUCCAUAGUGAAGAAAUCUAAAGCAUAUGAGAAAGAAGAAAUUACAAGGAAGACAAAUGCAGAUACUGCAGCUCUGAUGCUGGAAAAUAAUCAGAUAUUCUGUGUAAUACUGGAUAUGAUGUCUGUGUGUUUUGUUGAUCCAUCUGCUGUCAAAACACUUGUUGCAAUGUAUAAAGACUUCAAGAGCAGAGGACUCAUCUUCUGCCUAGCAGAUUGUUCAGCGACUGUUCAUGAAAGAAUGCUGCAUUGUGACUUCUUUGAGGACUUCCCUGAUUCACAGUUGUUUCCUUCAGUUCAUGAUGCAGUACUAUUUGCACAGCAGUCACCAAAAUCCUGAGAGUAAUGUACUUCUUCAUUGUUACUUAGUGAACUGAAAAUUUGGAAAGUGAAUUAUUUCCAAAUCCUUAUGUAGAGCUGUGAAAACAGUGGGUACUUAAAAAUGUGUACCAUUAUAUGCCAUAUCACAUUUGUGAUACUAUUUUUAAUAUCUGAAAAGAAUUUAGAAAUUAAAGUUCUGCCUACUUCGUAAACAUUUUAUUUGCAUUAGAACUAAACUCUUCUUGGGAAUUUUUCUAUAAUGGCAUGAAUACUUAUGGUUGGAUAUUGUGUGCUUUGUCACAGUUUUAUUCCAUGCUAGACAGAUUUAUUCGUCACAAGAUUAAAAGUAGUUUUAAAAGGAACAAAGAGUGCCUUUGCAUGUUAUUUUUUGUUAUUGUAAUGUAUGGCCCUUUACUAAGAAUGUGAAAUGCAGCAUGCUUUCAGAAUCUUCUCUUGAAUAUAAUACAAGCUAUAGUUUACCCGGUGAUUAGAAAUUAAUAGAAAAAUUGCAAAAGUAAAUUAAUUACUUUAAAAUUAUUCUUGCUGUGAAGUAUUCUUAUACUGUUUUUUUCAUUUUUAACAUGUUAAUGUACAUAUUAUCAUUGUUAUUUUGUUUAUGUUUUGAUAGCCCUGAAGAUUUAUAAUGAUUAUAUUGUAUUCUUUCCAGUCUUUUUGUUAAGGUAAAUUGAAACUGUGAUAUGAAUGUUCUGAAUCACCUUUGAAUAGUCUGCAAUGUGUCAGUACUGCAGACCUUGUCUUGGAUGGAAGGCAGUUUAUUUAUUUUGAGUGUUAUACUUUAUGAUCUCUGCUGCAAUUUAAAAGUUUUUUCUUAAAUACUUGUAAUGUAAAGGGAAUUAUGUUUCUGAAGUAAUGAAUUGCUUAUAAUGUAGACAGACACUUUCUUUUCUGCAAUAUUGUAUUUAAAAAUGCUGGUAUUAUUUGUAUUUGAAAUGAUACAGAUGGAUUAGAUAUUAUGACAAGAACUUCAAAAGGUUUUUACAUACUUUAUUUAUCUGUUGAACAUGACACAAUAACUGUAAAUAGAAUGUAACCACUUACAAGUAUGAUUGAACGUACUUAACGGGAGGUCUGUUUUAUGUUUUGGCAAGGACUGAGUCCUUGUUUCCUUCAGAAUUUUAGUACUCCUGAAUAAUUAAAACCUUUUGAAGUUGUGUACAGAGUUUUAUGUAUGUAUUAAUAUGCUUGUGAAGUAAAUUAGUACCUGGGUAGACAUGAAGCAGAAUGGCAGAAACAAUAGUAACGUGAGCAUUUCAGUCAUGUAUGGAAUACUUCACUGAGACUUCAGAAAACUGAUACUUCAUACUGACUCAUACAAACAGCUAUGUAGAAAAUUCUUACCACUUUCUACGCAGAGGUAUGUAAAGCAAACAGGGCUUUAUUCAUUUGAUGGAUCAUAUUACAGGUUGCAUUUUUAAUUUUCCUGAUACAUUUUUUCAUUCAUAAAUCCUUGUAUUCUGGUAGGUAGUAGUAUGCAACAGUGAUAUUUUCUCAUGUUGUCUGUUCCUAGUUGGCUAUUUCAUCCUCGUUGUCGAUUCACUGAUAAGCCUGUGGUGGCGUUUGUUGAAGUCUUGUAAGACAUCAUUAGUAUUUUUCAAUCUUGAUAACUUUUCAGUUAUAUUUGUAAAUGCUUAACACUGCACUGCACCAUUCUCUGAUUGAUUGCAGCCCUAUACUCUGGUGAUCACAUUUUUCUGAAUAACACACUGGACUAAUUUCAGGAUAGGGCAACAGAGAAUUAACCACAAUGUAAGAUUUGAGGUUUUCACAGCGGUGAGUAUGAAUAUUUCUGUCUUCUGGGUUGUUGAGCUGUGUAGUCUGGUCGAUGUUAACCAACGUUUCAGAGGUCAUACUGCCUCCAUCAUCAGGGCGAUGAAUAUGAAGAUUUCUGUCUUCUGGGUUGUUGCGCUGUGUAGUCUGGUCGAUGUUAACCAACGUUUCAGAGGUCAUACUGCCUCCGUCAUCAGGGCGAUGAAUAUUAAGUUAAGUUGGUGGCUAGGAUGGCCAAGCUGAGAUAUGCAGAUUACUGGUAUGCAUAACAAAUAUAGGAAAUGUAUAUGUGAAAUUUAUUUUGGUUUAUACACAAAACUGGUUCCCAAUAUUAGUAAAACAUAUGUGAUAUGGGUCAUGCGAGUAGUGGUGGCACCUAAAUGCACGAUAUGUAAGACGAGAGAGGGGAGUUCAGUAGUAGUGGGGGUCACACAGCCCAGCUGUGGUGAUGCACCAAUCUGAACACAGCUAUAGCUACAAACAAACUGAAACUGACACCCCUCUAGCGCAUGCUUCUGAUGUGUCCAUCUCAUAUGACCAAAAUCAGUCCUUUGCACAAGUGCCGGCACUUCUUGCGCGACCUAUACAAAUUUUGGCCUUGUUUUUAGACUCAUUAUGUUUCUGAUUGUCUUCUCUUAAAUUAACUUUAUUGAAAUUCAAACAUCUUAUGACCUGUUAUCCUUGUGUUUCAGUUUACAGAUAUCCAAUUUAUAUCACUGUCAAAGUGCUGAAAUAUUUAGCAUCCACACAUGAACUAAUUUUGUGAAUGUUUAAAAAUUGUCACCUAAUCCAGCUAUGAAGGAUUAUUUGAAGGUUUUCUGAUGUCAGUCUAGCUAUGAAAAUCAAAUAUUUAUCCUAUGUUCUCAUCAGAUGAAUGUUUUAAGUAACUUUCGAAGCAGCCACUGUCUUUGUGAUAUGGAAAAUUAUUGAACCAGUAUUAAAGUUAACAUGUAAGAUGUCAGUUAAGUAGGCCCUUUUCUAACAAGCAAUGGAACUUCGGAAACUUGUAACUCUAAACUCCCCAGAAGUUUGAUAUGCAUCUCUUCACAAGAUCAUCCCCCCCCCCUUCCCAUUAUUUAUUGGCUCGUGCCAUUACAGCCACCAGUCACCUUCCCAUUUUAUGCUUAUUAAAAAUUCAGUUGCCAGAAUCUGAACAAGGGUUUGUACUGUUAUAGCAGUUUCCUUUCUUCAUUCAGUGUAACUCCAUAUACCCACUGUGGUUUUACUGCAGAAUCAGAAAAAUGCAUGAGUUUAGUUAAAAUCACUAUUUGGUCUUAUUAGAUCAUGUUGUUUAUGUCACAUGAUUAUUGUUUCUGCUAUUUCUCAAUGAGAUUAUAUAUAUACAAUGUGUCUAGAUUUUUAUAUAUUGAUGGUGCUAGAUAUACUUUAAGCAGGAAUUUGCAGUAUUAGUCUCCUUACAUAAGUUUUUAUGUAAAGUAUUUAGUUUCUGUAUUACUGGGUUGAUACAGACCAGCGGUCCUCGCUCACAGUGGCGAAAGUUAUGGCCAUACAAUGUGGCUUUUCACUUUUACUAUACUACUUAAACCAGAUACUUUAAAAUCAUACUGUAAAGUUCAUUUGAUAAAAUUCUUCAGUAUUAACUCUUUGUUGUUGAUGAAAAGAAAUACAUCAGUUAAUUGCGUGUUUGACUAUUUACCCAGUUGUUAGAACGUGAAUUCUUCUGCAGUUUCCAUGACUUUUAUAUUAAACUUUAUUAUUACAACUUUAGUCAGUUUUGGCUGCAGAAUUUCUAAAAUAAGUGGCUCUGUUUUGUGAUUCAUAGCAGGGAUUUAAAAAACAGCAUUGAUAUAUGUUUACACUGAAAGUAUGUGAUUGGAAAAAUAAAUUGGCUGAUUUCACAAAGGUGUGAGGCCAGUUACCAUAACAGUCAGUGCCUAACGAGGUCAGAACCAGAAUCAGACUUCUACAGACUGUAAGCUAAGCCCAUAUAAAAAUUAAACAUGUAGAAAGAAUUAUUAAUGUACAUUAAAGAUAUUUAGUUAAAUAAUUUUAUGUUAAGAGUUUUUCAAGAUGGAGAACAAAUUAAGAAAAGGAAAAACUUGUACCAGGUGUAUUUUCCUUCUGUUGAAAAGUGUUUGUUAUAUGUCAUAUUUCAGGGUGGUUUAACUGGUGGAAAGGGUUGAAUUUCCACAUGGAGUGAGGGUAACUAACCCUUCCAGCCUGUUUUAUUAGGCUCCUGUGCCAAGAAAGCUAUGAAAUUAAUUUUGGAUAAUUUAUGGAUAUGUCUCCUAAUAGAAACACUGUUUGCCAUGUAGGUGGUGCUUUCUAAGAAAGCAUUAAAAUGGAAGGGAUUUAAGUAACAUAGAUAUUCUGAGUGUACUUCUCACUGUAAGGUGGUGUGAGUAUCCAUUCCUAGAAUUUAAACAAAACAAGGAUUGUGGAUAUGAAGUCAAAGGAAGUAACCAGCUAAACUAUGGAGUUAUUAUGCCAAUUUUGUCCAGUUACUGGUGUCCUCUUUUUUACACUACACAGGUUGAGUUCAAUGUAGGUGUACAUAAAACUUUUUGCAGUAAAGAUUCAAAACAAUUUUGAUUUUAUCCUAAUUUAUUUUCAUCAUUAAUAUCAUUCAGGGAUUUCUGGGGUUCUCAAAUAAAUUAUAAUAAUUUGAAAAUAACUCUCAGUAUUUUGUGUCCCCUCAAAUAGCAGGGCCAUAGCCUGUAUCUUUAUACAUAAAUGCAGCACUACAUGCAGCUGAGAAUCAAUCAUACAGUUUGAAGUGUGGAACAUUGCAAUGAUUUUAUUUAUAUCAGGAAUGGACGGAGAUUUAAGGCUAGUAGAGUAUUUAUAAUAAUUGUUAAAAUUUUUGUGUGGUGAAUUUAUAUUGGUGAAGCUUGGGAACUAUUGAUAGUUCCCUAAGUAUUUAGUUUAACAAGUUUUAGGAAGUAAUGCAUAAUUUUUCUUUGUGAAAGAGUUGUUCCUAAAGUUCCAGGAGAAAUACACAUCAUUGGCAUAACUAGGUUUUAUCAUCAUGUUUAAAUAAACAUUUGACACAGAUGAUCAUAGAGAGAUAGCCAUAGUGUUUGUUACUAAAGCAUGGGUAACACGAUAUUUGUUUGAUGGUAUGUUCAAGUAUGAAUCAUAUUAAUUACUAUCAGAAAGAAUUUGUUUUGUGCCCACAUAUUACAUGAAAAAGAGUAUGACUCUUAAGAAGUACUAUUACUACUAAUUAAAGUUUAAUGUAAAUAUGUAAGGUACUUAACUGUAUUGAGAUGCUGAAAUAAUGGCCUUAGAUUGUGACUUUCAGUGAGAAACAGUUCUAUUGUUGACACAUAAAAAGCGCUUUCAUUUGUUUAGUUUUUCCUUAUUGGCAGACUGACAUAUAACCCUCCACCAAUAAAUCAAAUACAGCUCCCAGUAAUCAUAGACUUAUUUUAAAGAAUAUGAAUGUCUCUGUCUUUGUCCAUACAUUUGUAAACAUUUUCAUCUCAACACUUCUGAACUGUUUGAUCUACAGCUUUCAGAUGUAUCUCUUGAGGCACAACUCUUUGGCCAUAAUGGUGAACAUGUUUAAGAGACAAAAUGGCUAGAUGUUCACCAUUCAGCUUGUAACAUUAAAUUGUUACACUUGUAUUUUACUUAACCUUUAAAGGCGUGGCACUGGUAUCCCUAGUUGGGCCAUCGUAGACAAUAAGAUAUGGUGUGUAUUGCAUCACGUAGCAUGGCUUUGUGAUUGUUGUAUUGGAUUCCAAUCCAUGAAAAAAUGUCAGUGUGCUCUAAAAUGAUGACUGUACAACCAUCAUACAUUUUCCUGUCAAGAGGGCCCCUUUCCUUUCUUUUAUAAAUAUUUUUUAACAUUUCUAAGAAGUAAUACCUUUUUAUUUUUGGCUGUACUGUGUAAAUUCCAAAUAAACUUUGAGCAUGAGGCUGUAAAGUGUUUCAAUAAAUUGUUAUGAAAGGACA
Zootermopsis nevadensis is the source of this 7948-nucleotide messenger RNA. The record is from RefSeq and is a predicted model, not a curated record. Lineage: Eukaryota; Metazoa; Arthropoda; Insecta; Blattodea; Termopsidae.